This is a messenger RNA of Pelagomonas calceolata, 220 nucleotides long. NCBI's taxonomy places the organism in Eukaryota, Pelagophyceae, Pelagomonadales, Pelagomonadaceae. The record is from the annotation of a GenBank genome assembly.
GUUUAAGUUAAUGUUAUUCAAUCCUCAAUUGCGCGAUGACCCGGCUCGCGCUCUCGCGGUACCUCCGGUACUUGUCCCAGACGCGCGGUGGAACGGGUUCGGGCUCGGCGUCGGCGUCGUCGUCGUCGCGGUCGAUAUCGGCGUCUGCCGGCGCGGCUGCGGCCGCCGCGGCGGCCUUGUUCCGCGCCGCCGCGGCCUUGGCCGCUUCCGCGACGGCGCG